This is a messenger RNA of Mytilus californianus (California mussel), 2955 nucleotides long. RefSeq names its product patched domain-containing protein 3-like. Gene Ontology annotation, cellular component: membrane. The record is from RefSeq and is a predicted model, not a curated record. The transcript is spliced from 4 exons. NCBI's taxonomy places the organism in Eukaryota, Metazoa, Mollusca, Bivalvia, Mytilida, Mytilidae. Bases 39 to 2693 code for a protein of 884 amino acids.
GUUUGGCAAACAGAACUGUGAAGACAAAAGGAUAAAGUAUGGAUGUCUACAGAAAAGUUGAAGAUAAAAUAAGCAGUGCAUUUGGGUACUAUGGGAAAGUCAUCAGCCGAAAUCCGGCUGCAGCAAUCAUAUUUUCAGUGCUGUUAAAUGGUUUGCUUGGGCUGAAUGUGAUGUGGAUCACCUCAGAAAACGAUAUCAAAACACUGUAUACUCCAACUAAUAGCCAGGCGGAUAUUGAUGAACUGAGAGUUAAAUCCAUGUUUCCCGAUGAAAGUAAUGAAAACUUUCAUUUUCAUCAGUUACCCGACCUUGGCCAUUAUGGAAGUGUCAUUUUUACUGUUAAUGACAAUAUUAUCAACAGAACGUACUUGCCGGAGAUUCAAGACUUUCACCAAACUGUCAUGGGUAUUAGUAUAAAUGGUUCCGAUGGCAAAUCAUACUUUUAUCAAGAUUUAUGUGCAAUUAACAAUGGUCAAUGUUCUGUUUGGGGAUUGUGGUAUGUCGGAGAUUUUUUUUGGGCACAAGUAGCCAAUGGAACAUUGACAUAUCCAACAUCCAGCGACCCUGAUGGCGACCACAGAACAGAUAGAGAGUUUGGGAAAGCUGAAACUGAAAACGGAGUUCUCAAAUCGGCCAAAUCAUUGCGUCUCCAUUACUAUCUUAGACAGCAGAAUAAAGAAUAUACUGCUCUGUCUAUUGCAUGGGAAAAGGAAUUUGUAAAACAGUUGAUGGAGUUCAAAGCUAAUUUGACAGAUUUCACUUUAAGUCACUCCGACUCAAUAAGCACGGAGCUUGAUGAAAAUACUAUAGGGGACAUUGCUCUUUUUAGUUUGACCUUUACAAUAAUGAUAACCUACGCUUCCUUAGUGACAGCUGGUGGAAAUUGUUUGACACAGAGAGGCCAUCUUGGAAGAGUUGGAGUACUAGCUACAGCCCUUGCAAUACUCGGGGCCUUUGGUUUAUGUGGAGCAUUGGGAAUAACAUAUGUGAACAUGGUUGGCAUAAUGCCUUUUCUUAUUUUAGGUAUUGGUGUAGAUGACAUGUUCAUUUUACUGUCGGGGUUGACAGAUGCUCCACUGCGGGGAUCAGUUGAGGAACGGAUCAGUUUUACAAUGCGGACAACGGGCGUUGCCAUUACAAUAACGUCCCUUACCGAUCUGAUAGCAUUCAUGGUCGGCUACAUGUCCGAUUUCAUGAGCGUUCGUCAUUUCUGUCUAUAUACAGGAACAGCUGUUAUACUUUGCUAUAUUAACCAGAUCACUUUUUUCCUCGGUUGUCUUGUUUUUCAUGAACGUAGAAUAGCAUCAAGUCGCCAUUGUCUGACAUGUCAAACAAUUUACACUACUGAAGAAAUGAAAGCAUCAGGUUAUAGGAACCCUCUAGUCUACGCAUGUUGCAGCGGAGACACUCCUGAGAAAAAAGAGGAUCUGCAGAGUAUUUUCGAAUUUGUUCCAACUAAAAUAUUGCCUAAAAUGGUUCUAAAUAUACCUGCUAAGGUUAUAAUUGCCUUGGUCUAUAUAACCUACCUCGUAUUUUCAAUUUCUGGUACUACCAACCUAGAACAAGGGCUUGUUCUCAGAAAUUUAGUCAGUGAGGACUCUUACUAUUACAAGUACAGUAUCGUAGAAUAUGAUAAUUUUCCACUUCCGAUUCCCAUUUCUUUUAAUAUCGACGAAUCACUAGAUUACAGAGACCCACAAAUUGUCGAUAAAAUUAAUGAUUUCGUUCAAUCUGCACAAUCGAACGAACUUGUCCAUAGCAGCUUUGAAAUCAACUGGUUAAAAGAGUUUUAUAAAUCUGGUUUAGCAAUAACAAACGGAACAAAGAUGGAAUUUUGUAACAAAGUUCGGAUGUUUUUUCAGUUUGCACCAAUUUUCAAAAAUGAUGUCGUGUUUAAUGAUAAUGGGACUGAAAUAAAGUAUUCAAGAGUAUACGUUAUCACAAAAAGCAUACAACAGUCACACGAACAGGGACUAAUGAUGCAAGAAAUGCGCAGAAUAGCAGAAAAUUCAGGACUUCCGGUAUUUGCAUACGGACAACCGUUCACUUACUUUGAACAAUAUGUAUCUGUACUUCCAAAUACAAUGCAAACAGUUGGCAUAGCCGUUGUUGCAUGUUUUGUUAUCACGUGUAUAUUCAUGCCACACCCAUUGCUGAUAUUUCUAGUGACCUCGUCUGUAGUUUCAAUCAUGGUUGGCGUGUUUGGUUUCAUGCAUAUGUGGGGACUGUCUUUGAGCUGCAUCACUAUGAUCCACGUUAUCAUGUGUGUAGGUUUUUCUGUCGAUUUCAGUGCUCACAUAUGUCACGCAUUCAUGACAGUUGAGGGAACAGACCGAAAUUCAAAAACAAAUGCAUCGUUGGUACGAGCUGGCGGACCGGUGUUUAACUGUGCAUUUUCAUCGGUUAUUGGAAUAUGCACGCUAAUCUUUUCAAGAUCGUUCGUUUUCAGAUCAUUUUUCAAGGUCAUGUUUUUAGUAAUAACAUUUGCGUUUUUGCACAGUGUUUUCGUACUCCCUGUUAUUCUUUCGUUCAUUGGUCCACUGAAAAAGGAUGAUCCGACUCAAAGGAAGACGUCACAGACGACCUUGACAUCAAACCGUUCGUCUGCAACAUGGUCAAUCAGUGGUGGUGUCAACGCAUUAGACAUUCCUUUUGGAAAUGGAAAACAAAAUGGCCGAAAGUGGUCGACAUAGAUAGUGUUGCUCAUUGUCUGACAUAUAUAUUGUUGCUCAUUGUCUAGUCUGUAUUUUAGGUUUAAUCAAUACAUUGGAAUGCAGUCAUUGACAGUAAUUUAAAUAGAUUUACAUACUAUAGAAUAAGGAUACUUGUUUUAAUUUGUUAAGUUUUUUGUUUUGUAAGUAUUUGUAAUAGUUGUUUGCUGAAUAUUGUAUGAAUGUACUGUGAAUGUGUAACUGGAUAUAAGGUUAUAUUUUGUUAAUAAAAAAAUCAAUGUUU